Molecule: messenger RNA, 3859 nt
Organism: Hippocampus comes (tiger tail seahorse)
Lineage: Eukaryota; Metazoa; Chordata; Actinopteri; Syngnathiformes; Syngnathidae
Gene: epha10
Product: EPH receptor A10
Exons: 19
Coding region: 1-3108 (1035 amino acids)
Biological process (GO): ephrin receptor signaling pathway; protein phosphorylation; axon guidance
Cellular component (GO): dendrite; plasma membrane
Molecular function (GO): transmembrane-ephrin receptor activity; protein binding; ATP binding
Source: RefSeq, a predicted model, not a curated record
AUGGGUAGUUACCCAUAUCAACAGGGAGGGUUGCUUUGGGAUCGCCGGCUGGAGCUCACGGCCCCGUCGAAAGGGUCAGUGGUGCUGCUGAAUUCUAAAGAGACUCAGGCGGAGCUGGGCUGGACCUCAUAUCCCCCCAACGGGUGGGAGGAGAUAAGCGGUGUCGAUGAAAAGUACAAGCCCAUCCGGACCUACCAGGUGUGCAACGUGAUGGAACCUAGCCAGCAGAACAACUGGCUGCAGACUGGCUGGGUGGCACGUCGGGGUGGCCAGCGCAUCUUCGUGGAGCUUCAGUUCACGCUUCGCGACUGCAACAGCAUUCCCGGCGUGGCGGGCACCUGCAAGGAGACCUUCAACCUCCUAUACGUCGAAUCGGACAGGGACCUCGGCGGCGUGACCCGAGAGGACCGCUACACCAAAAUUGACACCAUCGCCGCCGACGAGAGUUUCACGCAGGGCGAUUUGGGCGAACGGAAGAUGAAGCUGAACACAGAGGUACGGGAGAUCGGUCACCUCAACCGUCGGGGCUUCCACCUGGCGUUCCAGGAUGUCGGGGCCUGCGUCGCUCUGGUGGCCGUGCGGGUGUACUACAAGCGCUGCCUCGCCACCGUCCAGAACCUGGCCAUCUUCCCCGACACGGUAGCCGAGGCGGCUUUUUCCACGCUGGUCGAGGUGCGCGGCAGCUGCGUCAACAACUCUGAGGUGGACGCCGACAGCCCCCCCAGGAUGCAUUGCAGCGCCGAAGGGGAAUGGCUGGUCCCCAUCGGGAAAUGCAGCUGCAGUGCGGGUUUCGAGGAGGGUCACAGCAGCUGUGAAGCAUGUCCCCCCGGAUCAUACAAGAUGUCGUCCAGGCAGCAGGAGUGCUUCCCCUGUCCCGCAAACAGCGUUUCCGAGGAUGACGGCUCGGUGGCGUGCGUGUGCAGAGAGGACCACUUCAGAACUCCCCUGGAUUCGCCCUCGUCACCAUGCACACGGCCCCCGUCUCCUCCCCGAGACUUGGUUUACACCAUGAAGCAGUCCACUCUCAUCUUGGAAUGGGCCGCGCCAUCCGACACGGGUGGUCGGGUGGAUCUGACCUACAGCGUGGGUUGCCGGCGCUGUCCCGGCAGGCGCUGCGAGCCUUGCGGGGCCAGCGUGGGUUUUGUGCCUCAGCAGAUCGGUCUGACGGAGAGGACGGUGACUGUGGUCAAUCUCCUCGCCAAUACGAACUACACCUUCACUGUGGAGGCUUUGAACGGAGUGUCCGAGCUUCUACCCAACAAGAGGUUCUACACACAGGUCAAUGUGUCAACAAAUUUGCCUGCUUCAUCUCUGAUCAGUGAGCUACGAGCUGAGAAGAUUGAGGAAAAGAGUGUCACGUUGGUGUGGAGGCAACCUUCGUCCCCAAAUAGAAGCCGGACGGAAUAUGAAGUCAAAUACUAUGAGAAGGAGCAAAAGGAUCAAAGUUAUUCCACUGUGAAGACGUCCUCCACGCGGAUCAGCGUCAACAACCUCAAAGCCGGCACCACCUACGUCUUCCUGAUUCGCCCCUUCACGACCCCAGCGCCGUCCUCCUCGCUGUCCUCCUCCUCGCUCUCAUCCUCUGCCUCCUCAUCUUCCUCCUCUGCUUAUCCUUCCUCCUCCUCCUCCUCCUCCUCCUCUUCUUCCUCCUCCUCCUCCUCCUCUCCUUCCCCAAUCGACUACGGAGCCUUCAGCGCUCCCCUGGAACUGCAGACACUGGGAGAGCUGGCGCUGGCAUCCAGUGAACAGAGUCCUGUGGUGAUCAUCGCUGUCGUGUCCGUGGCGGCACUCGUCAUGCUGCUGUCGAUGGGCGUCGGACUGCACAUCUGGAGGAGGCAGUGCGGCUACAGCAAAGCCUCUCAAGAAGGAGACGAGGAACUUUACUUCCAGUUCAAAAUUCCCACACGGAGAACCUACAUCGACCCAGAGACGUGUGAGGACCUGCUGCAGGCUAUUCACGCUUUUGCCAAGGAGUUGGACAACUCCAGCAUCAAGAUUGAGAGAAUUGUGCACACAGGCGACUUUGGGGAGGUGUGUCGUGGCUGUCUCAAGCUGCCCAGCAAGAGAGAGCUGCCGGUGGCCAUCAAAACGUUACGAGCGGGCUGCUCAGAUUCUCUCCUCUAUGCCUGUGUCUCUAUUACUCCACUUACAGUAUGUACCGUUUCCCCUUUCGGCAUUCAAUCUCCGUUUAAUAUGUCCCGUUAUUGUUUGUGUUCAGGUAACACCAUGAUGAUCAUCGUGGAGAGCAUGUCUAAUGGGGCCUUGGAUUCCUUCCUUCGGAAACAUGAGGGUCAGUUGAGCGUAAUGCAGCUGAUGGAUAUGCUGACUGGUGUGGCAUCGGGGAUGAAGUACCUCGCCGAAAUGGGCUUUGUUCACAAACGCCUGGCUGCACACAAGGUUUUGGUUAAUGCAAACCUGGGCUGCAAAGUGUCCGGCUUCCGACCUCUUCAAGAGGACAAGAUCGAGGCGAUCUACACAACGCUUCACGGAGGGAAGAGUGUGGUGCUGUGGACCGCUCCGGAAGCCAUCCAGUACCAUCGUUUUUCCUCUGCCUCAGAUGUCUGGAGCUUUGGUAUCGUCAUGUGGGAGGUCAUGUCCUAUGGGGAGAGACCCUACUGGGAUAUGGGCAACCAAGAUGUGAUCAAGGCCAUCGAGGACGGCUUCCGGCUGCCCGCGCCGGUCAACUGCCCGACACAUUUGCACCAGUUGAUGCUCGACUGUUGGCAGAAGGAGAGAACAGAAAGACCCACCUUUAGUCAGAUCCAUUCGGCGCUGAGCAAGAGCAUCCGCUCGCCCGACGGCAUCGGCUCCUCCACGUUGGCGCGAAGAACCCUGAGUUCCUCCAUAACACUGGCGGAAAGACCGAUACCCACCUUCCCGUCGUUUAACUCGGUAGGCGAGUGGCUGGAUGCUGUGGACAUGGGCCGAUACAAGGACAACUUCACUGCCGCGGGCUACUGCUAUUUGGAGUCGGUGGCGCGAAUGACCGUACAAGAUGUCCUGAGUCUUGGCAUCACCUCCCUGGAGCACCAGAAGUUGAUCCUGGCUGCCAUCCAGACCCUAAGAGCCCAGGUCAUCCAAAUGCACGGGCGCGGCGUGCAAGUGUAACAGCCGGCCGAAGGCGCUGCUUGCCCGCAGGCUGAUGCGUACAUGCAGAUGGCGGAGGACAGGGGUGCGGAUGAGGCAAGCGAGACUGUCUUUCCCUUUCCGAGUGAAGGGCGGAGAAAAGGACCUUGCGCUCCUCUAUUUCUUCCUCUUUCCCGCAUUCUUCCUCAUGCCUUCCGCAAUUCCUUACGUUCUUUGUGCUGCGAAGGCCCUCAGAGACGAACAUCAGUCCCUCUGGUGGUUGGGGGUGGGGUGGCAGAAGAGUGAUGUCAUGUGACUUUUUUUGGGGGGGUGGGGGGGGGCGCUAUCUGCACUUUGACCUUCACAAACUGUGUCAGCGAAAUCGUCACGUUUCGGAAUGGCUGAGUGAAGAUGAUAGAGAGAGAGAGAGUCUCUUCCAGAAUGGUGACCUCUGAGCUGCGGGGGGCCUGUAGAGAAGGGACUCCAAAAGGUUACUGGACCACCUCCCCCCCCUCCCCGUUACCAUAAUUAUUUUAUUUAUUUUAUUUUUAUUUUUUGGGCACCGUUUACUGGCCUCGCGUCAAGACGGGCAAAGACACUUCCCCGCCGUCUGAUCCCACUUGGAAUACGAAGGGACAUCAUCUAAGGAUGUGAACGAGCAUCACGAUGCCAGAAGUGAUUUUCAUAUCAGAUGGUGAAGGGAUAUGUCUGAAUAUUUUUAAAAAUGGCAGGCUUGUAAUCCACACACCCGGCGCAGUGGCUGCCAAUAGUUAUAAAGUCUGAGCUGUCCCAU